AUGAGGCCCAAGAGUAAACAUGACAAGGCUAGGCUGAACAUCCAGACCAGGUCUGGUGGCCCAAGAAGGGCCCAGGGCCAGGAGACCAGCACGUCCUUGCCGCCCAGCAGGCCCGGAGAAGCUGCCAAUGGGCACUGUGGCCGCCAUGUGCAGACAAGCAAGGGAACUGCAGCUGCCAGCAGCAAAAGCAUCCCGCUUGAUGGCAGUAGUGCACCGCAGAUGCCAGUGGCGGAGGGUGAUGGGUGCACUCCCUCCGCCCUUCGCGAAGCAAAAAACGCCAACGGGAUGCCGCCAGACUCUAAGAUGGCCGCUAAGCCCAAGGCCCUGAGAGUCCUGAGAUGGGUCUCUGGGCAGCCUGCAAGAGUCCCGAAGGGAAGGGCUGUGAGCUUGGGUGCCUGGGUGUCUCGUGGCCCAAGAAGGGCCCAGGGCCAGGAGACCAGCACGUCCUUGCCGCCCAGCAGGCCCGGAGAAGCUGCCAAUGGGCACUGUGGCCGCCAUGUGCAGACAAGCAAGGGAACUGCAGCUGCCAGCAGCAAAAGCAUCCCGCUUGAUGGCAGUAGUGCACCGCAGAUGCCAGUGGCGGAGGGUGAUGGGUGCACUCCCUCCGCCCUUCGCGAAGCAAAAAACGCCAACGGGAUGCCGCCAGACUCUAAGAUGGCCGCUAAGCCCAAGGCCCUGAGAGUCCUGAGAUGGGUCUCUGGGCAGCCUGCAAGAGUCCCGAAGGGAAGGGCUUCCCAGAAUCCAGUCACUGUGGACUCUGCAGAGUAUGUGCUCUGAGAGGGUCAGCUGUGACCUGCAAGGGUCUUGUUGAGAACCAGGACCUCAGCCCAUAGUAAGAGAAAAGGGGUACCUUUCCCAGAGGUUCAAAUCCUGCCAGUGGGUGAGAAGAGGAGAGUGAGGAGCACUGGGGCGAAGCCCCUAAGCAAGUCUGAAAUCUUAACCAUGGCAUCCUUGGCAGGAAUGGAGUCACAGGGCAGUGGCUCGCCAGGGCAGACCAAGGUAUACAGGAGAGUCCUCAAGGUGGUACUGUAUGAUCUGGCCAAGGGAAGGCACUUGUCUCCAGGAGGAAAGGCAGGUGGCCAAGGAACCAGCAUGGAGGCUACACAGGUUCCCGAAGAGCAGGCCAGCUCCAGCUGCAGCCCGCCCAAGAAGCUUUGCCUCCAAGCAUGCAGCCAGAAAGGCCAAGGGCUCUCCCAGAGGAGUCCUGGGAAGCAGGGGUGCCUUGCCUGGGGUCCUGUGGUGAUGGGCUCAAAGAAUGAGCCUGAUGUGCAAGGGGGUGAAGCCCAGGCACACAGUGCUGCUGGGCCCCCUCACUUUGAAAAACAAGGGAGUGUGCUAAGAGGCAGCAGAGUGUGGCCAAGGUCCCCAGCACCUGCAGGAAAAGCUGCUGGUAAUUCAGGGAAGAGAAAGCUGAGCACAUCCAAGCACAGGCUUCAGAGUGCCCCAGCCUCCACGGAGGGCGCCUGGGCUAAAAAUGAGCACCAGGCUGCCUCUGGGAUACCAAGGGGGAGGAAGAGGCGCAUCUCCACCUCCCCCAUAGCCCCAAAGCCACAAGCAAGAGCACAGCGUGUAGGCUUAGAGAUCCGGGCUAUUGGAGGCCAGAGGAAGACCACCUUCCCAGAGGACAAGGAGGACCCCAGCCCAGGGACCCUGAAGGCAGAUGCAAAGGAGGCAUCUGCAGCCUGCAUGCCUCCUAUCCCGAGGCUGAGGAGGUCGCUCCGCCUUGCUAGCAGAAAAAGGAAGAUCCACAUGCUGUGGCCCCUGUACAGGGUCCCGGAACUGGAACCUCAAGUGCACUCAAAGGCGGCCAGCACCAGGUUCCAGAGGAGAGGGGCCGCGACUCAAGAAGACAGCCAAGCCAACAUGGGGGCUUCUUCUGCCCAGGGUCCGAAUACCAUUGAACGAGGAAUGCUGGUCUGGUUCAAAUUUCAGGACCUUCCAUUCUGGCCAGCGGUGGUCAAGAGCAUCAGCCAACACGACAAGAUGGCAAGGGUGCUGUUGAUCGAAGGCAACAUGCAACUUGAGCGCAGCGGUAUUCGUGUCCCUCUCCACAAGCUGAAGCAUCUGGACUGUAGGGAGAAGAUAUCGCUCUUGAGAAGAGCCAGCAGAGUGUACGGCCAGGGCAUAGGCUGGUGCUUUUCAGUGAUCAAUCACUACAGAGAGAACCUGGCCUGCGGCUCCUCCCUGGGCUCCUUUAUGGACUACUACAACGCCCGAGCCAGCUACCCGCUAAGGAGGGCCAUCCAAGAGGGCGACCUGCACAUUGACUUCCCCAAGGUGAGCUAUGCUGACUUAGAAGAUUGGGAAGAGGAGACAGCCCUGGCUGGGAAGGGGCCCCACAAGAAACUCCUGCCUGAUCGCAUGAGGGCUGCAUGGGACAGAAGCAACAAGAAGCUAGUAGACUUCAUUGUCAAGAGGAAAGGGGCCGACCAGCACCUACUGGACAUCGCGAAGGGCAGAACACAGUCCAAGUGGUUAGAUAACCUCCGGAAAUCUAAAAGGAAAGUCUUCUGCAUUGAGACCUACCUGGAGGAUGAUGACCAGUUGUAUCUGGUGGCCAGCCAUUUGCAAAAAUUAGCCAAGGAAGCAGAUGAGGCCUUACUCUCCCUGACAAGAGGAGACAAAGUGCGCUUUACCAUGGAGGUUCUCCUUCCAGAAGCAAUCAUCUGCUCCAUCGCUGCCCUGGAGGAGCUCAGCUACAAGGAUGCAGAAGAGAAGUACCUGCGCGGCCCACCUGUGCACUACCGCGAGAAAGAGCUCUUCGACAAGACCAUCUUAAAGGCUGCCAGUAAGAGGUCAGCAGCCAGGAUUUGGACUGUCAGCGCCCCUCCUGCGCUUGGUCCCACUUCUUAG
Molecule: messenger RNA, 2853 nt
Organism: Acomys russatus (golden spiny mouse)
Lineage: Eukaryota; Metazoa; Chordata; Mammalia; Rodentia; Muridae
Product: PWWP domain-containing DNA repair factor 3A-like
Source: RefSeq, a predicted model, not a curated record